GGUAUAUCUAAAAAUCUUUUGCUGGAAUGAUAUCAUUCAGCAUCGAAGACGAUAUGCGAAAAAUAAAAGUAAUGAAGAUUAUUAUUUAUUGGUUUCUUGUGAAUAUGAUCCUAUCGGUCGUAGCUGCACAGGAACGGAUGUUCAACGGUUCAACCAUUGAUCGAUUAUGUCCAGAUGAUCUCCCUGCUGUGCAGUGUUUUGUUAAUCCAUGUGACUAUGCUAUAUGCGAGGCAUACCCUGAUGCUACUUGCGAACCAAACUACUGUGGUGGAUGUUACGCAGAAUUCUACGUGGGUUUAGUGAAAGUAUAUUGUUUAAAGCAAAUUAAACUCGGCUCAUGUCCCAAAUUACAAAUAACAACCUUGGAAAACAUUACCACCAGUGAUCGUGUCGCCGCUAGUAAAAGAAGAUGCGUUAUUGAUUGUGAUCAUGAUGGUGAUUGUGAUGGAACACAAAAAUGCUGUAACAGUAAUGAUUGUGAUAUGAAAUGUACUCCUCCAAACUUAGAUUUGGCCAUUUGGGGAUGUUUCGUAGAUGGUCAUUGGUGGCCAGUUGGGUCAUACCGUCUAUGGGACUGCGCACUGUGUGUCUGCCUUAAAACUGGGUUUGUUUGUUUGACAAAUCCUGGACUCAUCUGUGACCCACUUACGGGGCCAUGCCCAGGUAAUGAUGACAUCUAUACCAUCGGAAACAGUCCAGUCUUCUGUGAUAAUUCGCCUCAGAUACAGGGAACGAUUCACGUAGAUGCAUGUCCGAAAGGUUAUUUUUGCAAUACUAUUGACAAAGGCUACUCCGUAUGCUGCCCAGAAGGUAAAAGUUGUUUUUACAAUGGUAUGAAAAUACCUCAUGGAACUGUAUUCUUUGAUGAAUGCGCUUUAUGUGAGAAUUUAUUAUUUCAUUUUUCUUCACCACCACCAGCCAAUGUAUUGAUGGAGCGGUCUUGUGCCACGUGGAUGGCCUUCUCUGCAUUAAAAUGUGUUGGUAUCGUGGUAGAUUUUACUGGAAUGGAGCGGAUAUGCCGCCAUGGUUAUUGGUCAAUUAUGUGGUUCUCUAUUUGUGAUGUCCUAAGACCUUUGCCGUUCCUACUCAUGGAGGAGGACGAUCAGGAAGCCGUUUUCUGUGGAGACAUCCCUGAAAUAACUGGAGUUAACAUGACUAUCGUAGACCGUUGUACGGAAGAUAAAUUUUGUCACCACGUAGAUCACAAUGUCGCUGUAUGUGUACGUAAAACGUCUGUCAUAAACAUUGGUGGAUGUGUGGUUGGUGACAUGUACUACUUAAAUGGUGCCGUUGUAGUUCAUAACGACUGCGAAAUUUGCCGCUGUAGUAAUGGGCAAUGGCAGUGUGAAAAUAUCUGUGAUAAGGAGGUGUGUCUGUUUGAUCUGCCCUUCGCAAGAGAUGGAGACGGGACGAUAUUAUGCGGUGGACCACGACCACUACGGUGUCCUCGUGGAUAUACAUGUACCCAAAUAGAAGGUAGUGAGUACGCGGCGUGUUGUUUGGAUAGACCAGAUGACGGAUGUCCUUGCCCAAUCAUACCACCUGCAGCAGCUCCACAAUGCCUCCUAGACUGUACGCCAUGUGAAGUUACGUCAUCCUCUAUAUGCUGUGUGAGUGAUGGAUAUUGUCAGAUCGGAUGUACUGGAUUCGUAAACACCCUAGGAUAUUGCGAGCACGAUUGUGUUUUCUAUAACGAUCGAGAGACUCGCUAUGAUACGGAAAUGUGCGAAAUAUGUACGUGUGACCGCGGUGAAUGGAGUUGCAUCCUAGACCUUGACUGUGAUCCGUGUUGUCUCGCGCCUGAUCGAGGUCCAUGUUUGGCUAUUUCUACCAGAUGGUUUUUUGACUGCGCAGCUAAUGAAUGCAAGGAAUUUAAAUAUGGUGGUUGUGGUGGCAAUGCUAAUAAUUUCCUGACAUUGGAACAAUGCCAGAUGAAGUGUGAACCUAGUGAGUAG
This is a messenger RNA of Saccoglossus kowalevskii, 1955 nucleotides long. RefSeq lists its product as uncharacterized. Gene Ontology annotation, molecular function: protein binding; serine-type endopeptidase inhibitor activity. The record is from RefSeq and is a predicted model, not a curated record. NCBI's taxonomy places the organism in Eukaryota, Metazoa, Hemichordata, Enteropneusta, Harrimaniidae. Gene Ontology annotation, cellular component: extracellular region.